GGGUCACAAGGGAGGCGGUGCGAUAGUGCGCACGCUUCGAUUAUCGAUUGAAGCGACGUUACAUUCGUUCGAGUCUGUACGCUAGAUCUCAUUUAUACGAAGGUAGUGGCCACGAAAAGAUGCGGUGAAAUUUGGCGCGUCAACGAAAGAGAGAAAGAGAGAGAGAGAGAGAGUGAGAAAGAGAGAGAGAGAGAGAGAGAGAAAGAAAUAUACUCCCUCGCGAAAUCGGCCAUUUUGACAGCGUUGAGAGAUACCUGCAGGAAAAACGAGUCUAGGAUCUCAUUUCUGUGGCAGUUACCCUCGAGGAUUGCGUGCGUGAGGGGGCGGCGGUGGUAGUGGUAUUGGUGUGCGUGCUGGUGCUGCUGCUACUGCUGCUAUUAUUGCUGUUUCAACUUCUAGUAUUAAUACUGUUAUCGAAGGUAGUGUGUCGAUUCUGUGUCAUUAUUGUCGUAGAGAAGUUAAACAUAAUAAGAUCAGAAUCAAGGUAGAGAGGUCAUCGUAUUCCUUAACGUGGAGUGAAUUCGUGAUAGGAUCUAAAGAAAGAAAAAAAUGGCUGGGAAUACGGGUAUGGAACAACUGAUCCCGAUCGUGAACAAGCUGCAAGAUGCAUUCACGCAACUCGGGGUCCACAUGCAACUUGAUUUACCACAAAUCGCGGUAGUGGGCGGUCAGAGUGCGGGAAAAAGUUCCGUACUCGAAAACUUUGUUGGCAAGGAUUUCUUACCAAGAGGUUCUGGUAUUGUAACUAGAAGACCACUCAUCUUACAAUUGAUUAAUAGCACUACGGAAUUUGCAGAAUUUUUGCACUGUAAAGGCAAGAAGUUCGUGGACUUUGAUGAAGUAAGAAAAGAAAUAGAAUCUGAAACAGAUAGAGUAACUGGCAGUAAUAAGGGUAUUUCUAAUAUACCUAUAAAUUUGAGAGUAUACUCUCCCAAUGUUCUCAAUCUUACAUUGAUUGAUCUACCUGGUCUUACAAAAGUGCCAAUUGGAGAUCAACCAGUUGAUAUAGAAGCUCAAAUUAAAGCAAUGAUUUUUCAAUUCAUUAGAAGAGAAAAUUGUCUUAUAUUGGCAGUUACACCGGCUAAUACCGACUUGGCAAACAGUGAUGCUCUUAAACUUGCUAAAGAGGUUGAUCCACAAGGUGUACGUACUAUCGGAGUUAUUACUAAAUUGGAUCUUAUGGAUGAUGGUACUGAUGCAAGAGAUAUCUUGGAGAAUAAGCUGUUACCUUUGCGAAGAGGCUAUAUAGGUGUUGUUAAUAGAAGUCAAAAAGAUAUUGAAGGGCGUAAGGAUAUCAAAAAUGCUUUAGCAGCUGAAAGAAAAUUUUUUCUUAGCCACCCGUCUUAUCGACACUUAGCAGACAGAUUGGGUACACCGUAUCUGCAACGAGUUCUAAAUCAACAACUUACAAAUCACAUAAGGGAUACCCUUCCUGCCUUACGAGAUAGAUUACAAAAACAGCUUCUUACACUGGAAAAAGAUGUUGAACAGUAUAAACAUUUUAGACCAGAUGAUCCUGCUAUUAAAACAAAGGCUAUGUUACAGAUGAUACAACAACUUCAGUCAGAUUUUGAACGGACUAUAGAAGGUUCUGGUUCAGCGCAAAUUAACACGAAUGAACUUAGUGGGGGAGCAAAAAUAAACAGAUUAUUUCACGAACGUUUUCCAUUUGAAAUUGUUAAAAUGGAAUUUGAUGAAAAAGAACUCAGAAGAGAAAUUGCUUUUGCUAUCAGAAAUAUUCAUGGUAUUAGGGUAGGAUUAUUCACGCCAGAUAUGGCCUUUGAGGCAAUAGUCAAGAAGCAAAUUAAUAGGCUUAAAGAGCCUAGCCUAAAAUGUGUGGACCUAGUCAUACAAGAGCUUGGUAAUGUUGUUCGUAUUUGUACAGAUAGGAUGUCACGUUAUCCUAGAUUAAGAGAAGAAACGGAACGUAUUAUAGCUACUCAUGUUCGACAACGUGAACAAAUGUGUAAAGAGCAACUAGUACUUUUAGUGGAUUGUGAGCUUGCCUAUAUGAAUACAAACCAUGAAGAUUUUAUCGGUUUUGCCAACGCGGCGGCCAGUAGCCAUAAUGCAAGUGCUCAGCAAUCAUCAGAAAAUGCAGUUAAAGCUGGACGACAUAUUUUAGGCAACCAAGUAAUACGUAAAGGUUAUAUGUGUAUUCAUAAUCUUGGUAUUAUGAAAGGAGGAUCCAGAGACUAUUGGUUUGUUCUGACCUCUGAAAGUAUUUCUUGGUUUAAAGAUGAAGAGGAACGUGAAAAGAAAUAUAUGCUACCUCUUGAUGGUUUGAAACUGCGCGAUUUAGAACAAGGCUUCAUGUCUCGGCGAUAUCUCUUUGCAUUAUUCAAUCCAGAAGGAAGGAACGUUUAUAAAGAUUUUAAACAACUUGAAUUAAGUUGUGAAACUCAGGAUGAUGUUGAUUCUUGGAAGGCUUCGUUACUCAGAGCUGGAGUAUAUCCUGAAAAAUCAACAGAGCAAGCAAAUGGAGAAGGAGAGGAUAAGCAGAGGGGUGGUACAGAAGGUCAGUCUUCGAUGGAUCCUCAGUUAGAACGUCAAGUAGAAACAAUUAGGAAUCUAGUAGAUUCUUAUAUGAAAAUUGUUACAAAAACUACCCGUGAUCUUGUCCCAAAAACAAUUAUGCAUCUUAUUAUUAAUAAUGCAAAAGACUUUAUUAAUGGAGAAUUAUUGGCACAUCUUUAUGCGAGUGGUGAUCAAGCAUCUAUGAUGGAAGAAUCUCCUGAAGAAGCACAGAAAAGAGAAGAAAUGUUACGCAUGUAUCAUGCAUGUAAAGAAGCUCUUCGUAUUAUUGGAGAUGUUUCAAUGGCUACAGUAUCAACACCAGUACCACCACCAGUGAAGAAUGAUUGGUUAGCUUCUGGAGAAAAUCCGAGUCUUGGGUUAUCGCCACCAUCUCCUGGUGGGCCAAGACGUGGAGUGACACAGCCACCACCUCUUUCUAGUUCACGAGUACCACCGCCUGUUCCUGCCAGUGGGCGGCCAGCACCAGCAAUUCCUAAUCGACCUGGACCUGGUGGACCACCGCCAGCUCGAGCUAAUCCAGGCCUACCACCACCACUUAUUCCAUCUCGAGGGGGUGGCCUUCAACAGAGAGUGACACAGGCUGCGACUCAGGCCGCUGCUAAUGCCGCUGUGAACGAGCUGAUGGAUGCGUUCAGGAUCAAGCGUCCCGUACCUAAUAUUCCUCCCCGUAUUCCUGAUAGACCGUAUUCCGGCCGACUAAACUGAGAUAAUGCAACAUCAACAAAGGACAUCGUUGUAGUUGCGUUCAAGGAGAGAAGAACAAAUCCUCUCCCAUGGAUCGCGAAACAAGAAUGGAUAGAACUGUGUUAGAUGAGGAAAUGUGGACGGACAAAUAUGAAGAAGAUACGAUGAAACUAACACCUUCCAAUGGAUACGUGAACGAAAUUAUUAUCAAGGUUAUAUAAUAUGUAUUUACUAUUCUCUCCUCCAGAUCAUCGAAUUUUUGUAAACACAAGUUUCGUUAUUGCGUAUUUCCAAAGGAUAGGAGAAAAUGUCAGGAGUCGUUGGAGAACGAUCAGUAUUAUUAAUAGCGUUGAAUAAUCGAAGAAAAAUCGAACGUAACUCGUUUCUUUCUUUAAUAUCAUGAUAUAAUCCUAAAUGACAAUCAUAUGUACUUUCUUUUUCAUUUCUAUUUUGUUUGUUUGAUUUUUUUUUCUUUCUUCCAUUUUGUUUUUUUUUUCCCCUUACUAUAUUGGUAUUAUAAAUAAUAUUGUAUCUUAUCUAUAAGAUCACAAUAACGUGUUUCUUUAUUCGCAGCAGAUGUUUCUCUUUUCCAUGAUAUAUAUAUAUAUAUAUAUAUAUAUAUAUAUAUAUAUAUAUAUAUAUAUGUAUAUAGGUCCAGAAAAAUGUGUGGUUUUUUUUCUUUUUUCUUCUUUUUUUUUCCUUCUUUCUCUUCCUAUAUACAGAAAAAAAAGAGGAAUACUAUAUGCAGAGAGACAGAGACAGAAACAGAGAAGAGAGAGAGAGAAAGAGAGAGAGAGAGAGGAGAGAAAUAGAGAUAGAGAAAGGAGUAACUCGAUUAUACCUCGAUUACCUCGAUAUUAGAAACGUGUUUUUAGGAAGAUUUUCUUCCUUUGGUGCUACAAAGAAUAAUAAAUAGAGAAGAAAAGUGAGCACCAGCAGCAUUCCAAAACACAUUUAUUGUCGAAAUAGAACUUCAACCAUGAAAAUACUACUCUCUUUCCGUUUUUUCCAUCCCGUACUAAUUUAUUUAAUUUGAAACUUCGUAUCGAUGCCAUUUUAGUAAUUCUUUUAAGCUUCGAUUAAGAUAAAAUAAUUUAGAUAAUUUAUAUAGAAACAACGAAUUUAGAACAAAUUCAACGGCGGUGUGAUACAUAAUAGAUUAAUUUUAGAUAUACUUGAACUUUAGUCUUAUUAAUUUUUUUUUUUUUUUUUUUUUUUUUUUUUUUUUAUAUUACAGUACGCACAACGUUGACAGUUUGUAUGUAUUUUUUAUUUGUUAUUGUUAUAUCUUGAUAUUAAUUCGUGGCGGCUGUUGUAUCUGUAUGUGUGUUUUUUUGUUUUUUUUUUGUAUUGGAGGGGACGAAUGUUUGUACGUAUGUUGUACGUGCAUAUAUAUAUAUAUAUAUAUAUAUAUAUAUAUAUAUAUAUAUAUAUAUAUAUAUAUAUAUAUAUAUAUAUAUAUGUAUAUAUAUAUAUCACAUAUAUAAGGACAAGUAAAAACGCCAAAUAAAUUGUCGUGCGUUACCGAAUAAGAUUCAUUAAAUAAGUAAAAAAGCGUCGAAGUGGUAUGAUUGUGUACAUAGUCAAUUGAAUUAAUAGUAUUACAUGUACGUACGUAUGUACGUAACACGUGCUAAGGAAAAAAAUGUUGUAUUAUGAAAUUUUGGAAAGCUGGUCCAUUAGGAAUAUGCGACAUUGACUGACGACAAUUGUAUAAUAUACGAAAUAAAUGAUAUUUAAUA
Molecule: messenger RNA, 4964 nt
Organism: Vespa mandarinia (Asian giant hornet)
Lineage: Eukaryota; Metazoa; Arthropoda; Insecta; Hymenoptera; Vespidae
Gene: shi
Product: dynamin-1 shibire
Biological process (GO): synaptic vesicle budding from presynaptic endocytic zone membrane; receptor internalization
Cellular component (GO): microtubule; cytoplasm; synapse
Molecular function (GO): microtubule binding; GTP binding; GTPase activity
Source: RefSeq, a predicted model, not a curated record